AGCAAUCCUUGGCCUGUGUUUUGUGAUUCAGCCGCCACUUUCUCCCACAAUUCCUUUUUAAUUUCUUUAACUAACAUUUAGAAGUUCCUGAAUUUCUGAAUAUUCUUCUCCCAAUGGAGCAACCAAUCUGCCCUUGUCCUUUUAUCAUGCCAUAUUUUCCAGCUGAAGAGGCAAGGGAAUUGUGUUGCUCAGCAGCUUCACUAGUCAUUUCUAAAUUGUUCCAUGCUAUCUUCAUCUUUAUAUUUUCAGUGGUUGGAGCAACUUUAGGAGCCAUGGUUGGAGCUUUUGUUGGGGCCAAAACCAAGAUCGGUUGGCUUCAUGGAGCGUCGGUUGGGGCCAUAAGAGGCAGCUUUUUCUCCAUCAAGUUGUUCGAAUUUUCACUCAUAGUUUGCAGCUCCGAUGAUAUGGCAACCAGUUAUUUCUUCCAACCGGUAUGACAUUAUUGUCUUCUUCAUCUAUCUACAAUGUGCCAAUCACUUUAAUCAUUUUUUCUUUUUCCUCUUUGUUGCUCUGCCCAUGCACUACACAAUUGGUCCGCCCGAAACGC
This is a messenger RNA of Gossypium arboreum, 547 nucleotides long. Its product is annotated as NEP1-interacting protein-like 1. Bases 114 to 437 code for a protein of 107 amino acids. NCBI's taxonomy places the organism in Eukaryota, Viridiplantae, Streptophyta, Magnoliopsida, Malvales, Malvaceae. The transcript has 2 exons. The record is from RefSeq and is a predicted model, not a curated record.